Polychytrium aggregatum is the source of this 4448-nucleotide messenger RNA. Its product is annotated as nuclear pore complex assembly-domain-containing protein. The transcript is spliced from 16 exons. Bases 72 to 3995 code for a protein of 1307 amino acids. Lineage: Eukaryota; Fungi; Chytridiomycota; Chytridiomycetes; Polychytriales. The record is from RefSeq and is a predicted model, not a curated record.
GGCUAGAUAUACGGACCAGCGCCGCUGCACCAGCAUCCGCGCGCCCGACCGGUCGAUUCUCCAUAACCAGCAUGUCCAAGCUCGCCGUUGACUCGGGCGACGUCUUCCUCCGGGCCUUCGACGCCGCUUCGCCCAUCAAUUACAGAGACAACAUCAUCGCCAGGUUCGCCCGAUCGCCCAUCCGCCAUGAGCGUCCUGCCUCAGGCGACCACGAUCGAGACGAGCGCUUCUCUUCCAUGUAUCACUCCCCUAUCUGGCUUUAUCGGUACACCGAUGAUCUGCUGGAAGUCCGGGCAAUCCGCCAUUGCGAGAAGAGGGCUCUCGCGCUGUUCAACCUGAAGCACAUCGGUCAAGUCGUCCAGCUCCCGCAGAGCGAGCAAGAUCAACUCAAGAUCUACUUUGCUAUCCAUGUGGAGGUGGCCGAGACAUCCUACAUUCUGGCCGUGCUUGCUCCAAAGACGUCCCACUUGGACUGCCACAUCGUUCUGCUCGAUCCCCGGACUCUGGGCUGCACCUCGCUCGGUAGCUACCCCAUCUCGGUGGCCGACUGUGAUUUUAACAUCGUAUCUGCCGAUCGCUCGAGUCCUGCAGCGCCAAAUGGCUGCCUGAUCGUGUGGUCAAAGCACGGCGAUAUUACCACAUUCAUCCUCCCAACCGAUGCAGCCCCAGGAUCCAUGCCAUUUUCGGCAUUCAACUAUGAAAUGCAGGACAUCACGUCUAUGGCGGGGCAGGUCAUCGAAAACCAACUGUACCUGUUUGCUGGCCACGUUGAUGGGCUCAUCACCACACUCAUCAACAACAGCCUCGCCUCGCUGGAGAACAGCGACUUUUCAUCGACCGAUGGACCCAGAGGACGGCAUCAAGUGAACCAGUUGGUCUCCCACUACUGCUCCCGACGCAGAUACUGCUUGUUGGCCGUGAUGUCGAACGACACUCUGGACGGCCGGGCGCAUAUAUCCGUAUACAAGUACUCAACAAGCAACCGAGUCUUUUCAUCCUACGGCGACUCGAAAAUCAAUGGCUGGAUUGAUGCCCUAACUCUGUCUUCGGACCAAUCCGAGCGGCUGCGGGUGUACUAUGCAGCAUCCAAAGGUGCUCCCGGGGUGGCGUCGUGGGACGAUCGAUCGGGUGAGGGGCUCCAGUUUGUCGGCAGCUUUGACCCCCAGAAUCGAGACUCACACACCACCAAGACCUUGCCCAAACGGGACAAAGUGUUGGAUCUCUCACCCAUCAACAACUCGAGCGAGUGCACCGUCCUGACCUGCAACGGCAUCAUCAAGUUUUCGACGUUUGAUAGCAAGAACACCAUCCCAUCCACGCACCUGAUUCCCAAGUUUGAGACCUGGUUCAGUUCGUCCCUGUCGAUCGAGCCUCUCGAGAGUGAAGUCGACGAGCACCGCGCCAGAAAUGGCGUCCUUUUCAUCGAGAAGCUGCUUGCCAUUCACAACAUUGACCUCGACCAAAUCAACUACCCGGCUAAAGAUCGUCAGCAGCUGCACGACCUUUUCACGGCAAUCGUGGGCACGGGAUUCGACCAGGUUCUCGGUGCUCAUGCCAGCGCUGCUGCUGCCAACGACACUGCCGAUUCCUACGAUGACACUGUCCAGCGAGAUUGUUUGAUCUACUAUCUCUUGAAGGACCACUGCCAGGGAAGGGGGCUCAGCAAGGACAAGGAGUUUGCGGAGGUAUUCCUCCUGCCCCAGCACUUUCAACGCUGCAUCGACGGGUUCUGGUACCUUGACCGCUGUGAAUACGAGCUUGCAGUGAACCAGCUAGUGCAUCCGUCAUUGAACGUGGAAUGGUCCAACGAGAUCCUCGAGAUCCUCUACCGAAACGCCCCGGAGCUCGCUUUCCAGUUUCUACAAGGCGUGCGGCCGCCGAUUGUCGACGAACGGGAUCUCGACAUUCAAAUGCCAAUCUAUCUCGACCAUAGUCUUUCGCAAGCCUUCGAGUUCCAGCGACAGUACCAAGCCAUGACAUCCGAGCUGCGUUUGUUCAAGCGUCUGCUGGAGUUUGUCUUUGACCCGAAACUUCCUACAAAGGCUCAAGCUCUCCGGGAACUUUUGAAGCUGCCGCUCUCCGAGUCGGAAGAGGCGCUUCUGGUGGACUUUUGCCACGCCUCUGAUGUCCCACUCACAAAGGACUUUAUCAUCAUGUACUUUGUGGACCGCGGUCGAUAUCCGGAGGCCAUAGCCUUCAAUGCAAGCCUCGGUGUCUCUGUGGCCACCGUCGGGGCCUACUCGAGCGAUCCAGCGAUCCAGCAGUCCAUCAAACGCCGAGAUAACUUGAUCUCGCAGCUUGAGAGGCUGCUGGUGCCUGUUCACAAACGCGGAUUGAAGUUGGAAGUCUCGCCUGUGGUUGCCCCCAAUUUCAACUGCCGGGUGCCUCUCUCUACCAUACUCAUGCCAAGCAGCCCGAUCCGCACCGCCGAUGCCAGCGUCAGCGUCAAGGCAGCUUCUCCCGCCGCAGCAGACAUGGCCGCUGAACCACCAUCGAACAAAGCUGAGGAUAUUUUGCUGAUGGCCCUUAUGGCAGCGCCUCCCACAGAUGUUCUACGCGACAGCCUUCUGUUCGGCGCUUCGAGCGAUACUGCCGCGCCAGCGUCAUCCUCGCCCACUGCUUUCCAGACCGAUGCCAGUGCCGAUGAGAUGUUGGUGGACGAUGCCGAGCCCGGUACCCCCAUCACCCGCCUGAUUUCGGAGGCGCCGAGCACACCCAAGCCUGCAACUCCGAAGCAGCCAACCCCCAAGCCAGCAACGCCCACAUUUGCGACCCCCAAGCCCACUGCGGCUCUGGAGACGGCUGCUUCUCGCUCGUCCCCGGCCCCUUCGCUCUCGCCCGCUGCCGCCAAGCCUGCUAGCCCGUUCACGACACCUUUGCGUACUCCAAAGAAAGACUGGCGGGAGCGCAUCAUAGAAUCGUCGUCGUUCGGAGCUCUGCCCAAGUUUAUUCCGCUCCAAGCUGGGUCGCCGUUGGGUCACUCUGAGGGCUUUGGCGGCGAGUAUGCUCGCGAAGUUCCCGGCGACCAUCCUGGCCCACGCACGCCAACACAGCCGGACUACGAUCGCCGCGGCUCGCUUACUCCAAAGGCACGGCCUGCAGAUGUCUCACAGGUCCAGUUUGGUACGCCCGAGCGCUCGCAGCAGAGAGCUGGAGUGGCCAAGGAAAGCACGAUUGUCUCGCCAGUGCUCAAGUCUCCUGUAGUUGUGAGCCAGGACAAGCGUGAACUCCCCACGCUUGUGUCAAGAUCGCCGUUCUCUCCCCGAAAGGAAGCAGGUUCUGCCCCACCUGCGAUGGAAAUUCGCACAGUGCCCCGCCGCAAGACCGGCGCUCGCAGCGCCUUGUCCAAGGUCCAGGCCGAGGCCGUCGAGACUGUCCGUCACAGUCCCCGCCUGCGCCAGCGCACAAUGCAGAACCCCAAGGUCGCUGCGCAGACGACCGACAUGGAUAUUGACAUGGAGGAGCAUCAGGCAAGGGCGCCUCCAACACAAACUGCGGGCUUUGGUGACGAGCUAGCUUCCCAGACAGGGCAUGGUCGUCUCAGACAGCACGCUCGGAGAACAACAGGGCCGUUCGGUCUCCUCGAUGACGACGACAACGACGAAGCGAUUGAUACUGCUCAAGCAGAGGCCGAGCCUGAGCCCGAAAUGGCCACGGCCACUCCGCUUCGCCGGGCCCGAGCCCGCAAGCCCGAGCCGUCUAAAAUCAAUGCAGAAGCCGAGACCAGUUCGGCUGCCGGUCAGCGCCAGCUGCGUGGCCGUGGGUCUGCAGAAGGUACACCAUCGGGCCGCUCGCUCCGAUCGACCACCACACGAGCCAAGCCUGUCCCGAUCGAGCGCCCUGAAACACCCUCGACACCAAGGCUGAGAAAGACCCGAGGUGCUACUGCUACCACUGUGUUCGAGCAACUCGGACGACCCAGCCGGCAGGAACACCUGCCGCUGAAACUCCGCGAGCACAACCGCGACGGGCGACAAAGCGCGAAUAAUCGAUAGCAUGCCCGACUCGAGACGGAUGAGCGUAUCGUCAUGCGUAACGCCAGGGAAGUUAUUUCCCACGACGCCCUCCAUGCACCUGAAAUGAACAAUAAAUUGGGGGGGGGCACCUGGAUUCUGGAGAUCCUAGACCCGAGUGGUGCACAUUGAUGGUCCUCUCGCUGGUUCAUCGCCGCCGGUUUGGAAUUAUCGCCCGUCGAUGGCAAGCUCGUCAGCGGAUAUGUCUGUGAGCAAAUUCGGAAUACUGCCCGGUGUUCAAAGGGGAAAGUGAGGAUUGAUUCGUGUUUUCCGUGGAAACGAGCUUCACAACAACGCUGUCGCCUUCUUUGAUAGAACCUCAAGGGCCUAUAUCCCCAUUCGCUCAACGCACGAGCCCCCCCCCCCGCAUCAAUUUCGAUGCAACUUGCUCAGUUUGCAUGUCCGGUGGUAAUCUCGAAAAUGUAUUAGGUUGGC